ACACUUCAUAUGAAAUUAAAACUGUUUCAGUGUAUUUCUGUUUCCUGUGUAUGUUCCCUGUUUCUGCUCUUUCGCUGAAUCGCAUAUAUCGCACACUUCUGUUAUCAAAGAAACAGCUCACUGUGCAGCUACCAGUUGCUGAAAGCAAGUAAAGCUGAUACAAUGGCAGACAGAAUCUACAAAGGAGGUAACAGCACAGAGCUGGGUGAGAUAGAUAUGAAAGGCCUGAUUUAUGACAGAGAAGAUGCUGUUAGAGCUCAAGAAACCAGGACAAAGAGGAUAACAAGGAUGAAGGAGGCAGAUUACAUAAGAGGAAGCAGAAGCUCCAGACUGGCUGUGGUGUGUGUGGGGCUGCUGUGUGUUCUCUUGUUGACCACCAACAUAGUGCUGUAUAUGUACUAUAGUAAUGUUAAAGAGGAGAAGAACAGUCUGUCCCAAACCAUCAUUUCUUUGAGUGUAAACUUCACUGAAGAGAGAGAGGCCUUCUUAGCCAGUAUAAGUAACCUGACUGAAGAAAGAGACCAGCUAAAGAGCAGCUACCAGAAUCUGACUGAGGAGAAAGAGAAGAUAAAUAAAAACUUUACUGAAGAGGGAGGCCAGAAAAUGAAUCCUAAGCACAUUUUGAAUGACAAGGCAUCUUGGAAGAAAUUUGGAAGCAGCUAUUACUACAUCUCUACUAAGCGGAAGACAUGGGCAGAAGCCAGGCAGGACUGCAGAGAGAGAGGAGCAGAUCUGGUGAUCAUAAACAGCAGAGAGGAGCAGGAUUUUAUUAAGAAGGAAAACAAAUACGUCUGGAUUGGUCUCAGUGAUCUACAAACAGAGGGAGAGUGGGAGUGGGUGGACGGAUCAGCACUGAUCACUACAUUCUGGGUGGAGGGUGAACCCAACGAUUUUCACGAAGGGGAGGACUGUGCUGUUUCCAAACAGAGUUCUUUUACAAUGAGGACAUGGAAUGACAUGCCCUGUUGUUAUAAGGCAGGCUGGAUCUGUGAAACUACACUGCCAGUCUAUACAGAGACAUUAGUAGUUUAAGCCUUAUGUUGCUUUUAGCUUAAAACUGAAUACCAUUAUAAUUUUAAUGCAGACAUAUUCAGAAGUUUUUUAUGUCUUUAUCAUAGAACAUUGAAUUACAGCGGAUUUUUACUCUGGGUGUGGCUCUUUAAUGAGUAUGAUGUCAUUUACAUGUGGAUUUUGAUUGGCUCUUGCCAGGACACAGGUCAAAAUACCACAGCGUUAAAAAGGAGAAGUGUUGAUGACUUGCGACACAACAAAAUCAAAAAGACUUACGACACAAAUGACUUGGACUUGAGCCUCAUGACUUGGAAAGACUCGACGGCCAAAGUGGAAGAAGUGUGGGGAGGUGUCUGACUGCAGACGGGACUCUUCCCAGCCAUUUACUUUUCAUUAGUUUCCUGUCAUAAAUCUGAUGUGUAAAUUGAAAAAUAGGAUUAAAAGUGAAAACUGCUUGCAGUAAAAUGAACUCAAACGUAUGACAGAUUUACAGAUUUACUCUUAACAGCGUUAUAAAUCUAAUGAUAUGAAUCUGGCCCUUUGUGUUUUAUAUUUUUUUAAUAAUUGAAAUCACUUUGCAGAGAUGUGUUUUUGCUUUGACAUGAAAGAGUCUGUUCCUGUUGAUCAAUGAAUAAAAUCCACUGAUUCAGUGUUCGGUGAUAAUAAAACAUGAGCACUUCUAAUAGGGUGUAUAUGGUAUAAGCUCUGUAUAUGCCAGCCACAUCAAUUUUAUAAGGAUUUAAUUCUACAUUCUGAUUGGUUGAGCCGCGUUUGAAGCUGUUGUAAAAUCCACAACAUACGCACACCUAUGACCGCCUCACAACAACUGAAUUUUGUGUAAGUACGCCACGGCACAAAACAACCCUUGUGCUGUUAAUGGAAUAAUCUUUGACUCUCAUGCUGCUCGCAUUGAGGACCGAGUGUACUGAUGAAGCAAGAAUCCAU
Colossoma macropomum (tambaqui) is the source of this 1956-nucleotide messenger RNA. Its product is annotated as CD209 antigen-like protein C. The coding region runs from base 163 to 1032 and encodes 289 amino acids. Lineage: Eukaryota; Metazoa; Chordata; Actinopteri; Characiformes; Serrasalmidae. The record is from RefSeq and is a predicted model, not a curated record. The transcript is spliced from 6 exons.